Messenger RNA from Orussus abietinus, 3172 nucleotides. RefSeq names its product oxysterol-binding protein-related protein 9. The record is from RefSeq and is a predicted model, not a curated record. The transcript is spliced from 13 exons. Bases 103 to 2238 code for a protein of 711 amino acids. Gene Ontology annotation, molecular function: sterol binding. Gene Ontology annotation, cellular component: intracellular membrane-bounded organelle; membrane; cytosol. NCBI's taxonomy places the organism in Eukaryota, Metazoa, Arthropoda, Insecta, Hymenoptera, Orussidae.
AUGACCGAACAAACCGCCCUGUGAACAAUCUCUUAUCUCGUUCGUAAAGGUGUUAUAUGUGGUUUGUCGAUGGUUUGUACAAGUAGUUAACAAAUAAACAAUAUGUCGGCAAUGGAGGGUUCUCUCAGCAAGUGGACGAAUGUAGUAAACGGGUGGCAAUACCGAUGGUUUGUGCUAGACGACAAUGCUGGUCUUUUGUCUUACUACACGAGUAAAGAGAAAAUGAUGCGGGGAGCAAGGCGAGGUUGUGUGCGAUUAAGGGGUGCUGUUAUUGGGAUUGACGAUGAAGAUGAUAGUACAUUUACAAUUACUACAUCAUCUUAUAAAGAUGAUCCCAAAACUUUUCAUUUCCAAACUCGUAACGGUGAAGAACGUGAACGUUGGGUGCGAGCUUUAGAGGACACCAUAUUACGUCACUCCCAUGCGAGAUGGGACCCAAAGAAAUCUCCACCAAAACAAGACUUUGAUCGUAAAGUAGCAGAAGCGGAUGUCUAUCUUCAACUUUUGAUUGAUCAGAUAAAAGUAAUUGAAUGUAAACAAAAUGCUACAACUGAAGGAGACAAUGAGAAACAACAGAGAUAUACAACGAUUUUGACACAAGCCAAUGCAAUGCUUAAUUCCGUUAAGCAUACCAUUGUUCAACUGCAAAUUGCGAAGAACACAGCGAUUCCAGUCAAUGGAAUUUAUAAAGGACCUACAGAACCUGUCCAUGUCUCACCAGUUAUAACACACUUUGCAGCUGACGAAUCUGAUCCUGCUGUGCAAACUGGAAUUGAAUUAGCAUCGGAGUGCAUCGAGCCAAGAGUCCCAAGUUUACCAAAUGACAGAAAUCUUCCAGUUCCCGAGUUCUCCUAUUCCUCAUCGGACGAGGAUGAGGAUUUUUAUGACGCGGCGGAUGAAAUUUCGCCCGCUUCCGCGUCACAAAACUAUUUUACCUUAAGGCGUGAUAAUGACCGGUUGCAAAAUACUGGUUGUCCACAAGCGACAGAAGGUUUAUCAAGUGAUAGUCGCAAACAAGUGCCUCCGCCUAUAAAGGGUGACGGAUCUGUAGAUUAUGACGCACUGUACGAGGAGGAAAGCGAACCAGAAAUGGAUUCCAUGGAAACUCAUGGCUCCGUUGUUGCACAUUUACUAUCGCAAGUGAAGAUUGGAAUGGAUUUGACUAAGGUUGCACUGCCUACUUUUAUCUUAGAACGAAGGUCACUCUUAGAGAUGUAUGCCGAUUACUUUGCUCAUCCUGAUCAGUUCAUAAAUAUAGCAGACAUGCCUACUCCAAGGGAGAGAAUGGUACAAGUUGUUCGAUGGUACUUGUGUAGUUUUCAUGCAGGACGUAAGUCCGGAGUGGCUAAGAAACCAUAUAACCCUAUAUUGGGUGAAAUGUUCCGAUGUUACUGGGACCUUGAAAAAAGCGAAAGUACAGAGGUGACACCCGACGUAACAAGUUCUGGGAUAAAGCUAACCAAGGAAGGGCCUGUGCCAUGGUGUCGAGAAAAUCAGCUUUCCUUUGUGGCUGAGCAAGUUUCUCAUCAUCCACCAGUAAGUGCUUUUUAUGCUGAACACUGUGGAAAGAGAAUAAGCUUUGGAGCGCACGUAUGGACGAAAAGCAAAUUUCUGGGACUAAGUAUAGGCGUGCAUAAUGUAGGAAAGGGCUGGGUGAAUGUAAUAGAACAUGGUGAGGAAUAUAUUCUGACUUUUCCUAAUGGUUAUGGUAGAUCCAUUCUUACCGUGCCAUGGAUAGAAUUGGGUGGAGCAGCUACGAUAACUUGUGCUCAGACAGGCUUCCAAGCUGCUGUUGAGUUUCUAACAAAACCCUUUUAUGGUGGGAAACGUAAUCGCAUAACGUGUCAAAUAACAGGGCCUGGUGAGAAAAAGCCCUUUGUUACUAUUAGUGGAGAAUGGAGUGGCAAAAUGGAAGCAAAGUGGGUUGAUGGAAGGGUAGAACCUUUCGCUGAUGUUAAGGUAAUGACAAUAAAGAAGAAAAUGGUAAAACCGAUCAGUGAACAAGAAGAUUGUGAGUCUCGUAAAGUGUGGCGUGAAGUGACAGUUGGUUUACGGAUCAAUGAUAUGGAUAAAGCAACAGCAGCAAAGUGCGCCAUUGAGCAGAAACAACGAGAUGAGGCUCGUGUCCGUAAAGGAAGUAACGUCCCAUGGCAAACAAAGCUUUUCAAAGAAACAAAGGAUGGAGAUUGGGUGUACAUUGCACCUCUAGAAGACAGAUUACGUACAACUUCCAAUUGAGUCGCCUUAACGCAGGUACCGUAAAGGCAAAGUUAUCGUAAAUAUUCAAGUGAUACGAUAAUAGUAAAAAUGGUGACUUUACAGCAUUUUAUUAAGGGUAACUUUAAAGGCGUGUGGGCAUAGUUGACGUAAAAAGCACUGUAGACAGUGCAUUCUUCUGCUUUCACAUAGACCUAUUUUUUGAGUCAGAACAUUCAGCAGACAUAUCACUAUGUUUUUCAAUAAUAUGGAUAUUAUAAAACAUGUAUUAUAGUUAUCAUGUAUAGACGAACGUGUUUAUUUGAAAUUUAUUAUUCAUGAAGAAUAACUACAAAAUUCCUUCCUACAAGUGUAGCACUGUUUGAUAUGCAAGAUUACUAAUAAUUCUUUUUUACUGUUGACAAUUGAUUCGUAGCUUAUCAUGUAUUGGAUAAAUUUAACUGGAAUGAAAACUAACGCAACAGUACUCGGUUACUUUUGGUGGAAUAGAAUUUUGAAUUGCAAUUGGACUUUAUUUAUAUAUUCACCUUUUUGUUCAUUGAUUUUUUUUUGUGCAUUCUGAUUGAAUAGAAAUGAAUAUUUUCAGACGUGAAACACUGCAUAUAAAAUAAGAUUGAUUGUAAAUAUAUUUAAUUAGAUGCAAAUAAUGAUUAACAUUAUUUCAUUCUUUAAUUUAAUUCAUACAAUUUAUAAUUACUGAGCAGUUAUUCAAUUCAAGAAAAUAGAUAUCGACAUCAAUCAAUGAAAAAAUAGGUUACAUUUCAUGUAUUAGGAUUUGUACACAUAUUCUUUGGAUUUAUGGACUUUCUAACGGACUGUAAAGCACAUAUAAGUUACAUAAUAUAUUACUUAAUGAUACUAUGAAUUAUUAGAUCUAUGGUGAUAAAGAUCUACUAUAUUUUCCAAGUAUACACAUAAACAUUUGUAUAGAAUAAAUACUUCCAUUAUGUAGAAC